AUGUUCAAGAGUCGAACCAACCACCUUCACGGACUCAUCAGCGAGGGUGAACAGAAUUUUCUAACGCAAAUAAAAAAUGGCGCCAACAAUGCUAACGGAAAUUCUCCCGCCGAAUUUUUCCAGCUCGAAUUAACCAUAGAAAAAGUCUCGAUUGAUGCCUCGUCGCUCCAGCAGACCAAUCAAGUGGAGGUUUCUCCCUAUCUGAUGAUCAAGGUGAAUGGAGUUUAUAAACAGAGGACCAAGGCUAAGAGAAAUAAUUUAAAUCCCUCCUUUAAUCAGACCUUCUUGUUAGGCUUGGAGAAUCCGAAUCGGGAUAUCAUACAAAUUUAUGUUCAUGAUAAGGAGAGGAAUGGAGAGACGAUUGGAUUUUGUACGAUUGAUCAUUUGAAUCAAUUUAAUUUUGGAAAUAUUACUUCGUUGGAGUUGGAUUUGGAAGCUCCUUCAAUUGCUGACUUGACAAGGAGUUCGAUUUUUACUGAUGGAAUUUGUGGAAGUAUUCAGGUGGAUGUGAAACCUUUGAAUUUUGGAGCUACAGAGAAGGAGGCUUCUAAAUUGGGUAUUGGAAAGAAGAAGAAGAAAGGUGGUGCUGAGAGAAAUGAAUCACCUGAUAAGAGUAAUACUUCUUCACCUGUACCUGGUGCUGUUGCAUUGACGACAGCAAGCAAUGGUGAUCAUCAUCCAAAGAAGAAAUCAGAUCACAAACCACAUUUCGAUUUACCACCACAGGAAGAGGAAGAGCAUGCAUGUCCUCUCGACAAUGAUGCAGCUCAAAAGAGAAAAUCCAGAUGGUUUGGUGCUGAUCCACUCGGCACACCAACUCUGGAAUCGAGUUUCAAUUUUGAUGAUGUGAAUUUUCAAUCAGCCAAUACGACAAGCAUGGGAGAGGAUCACUUGUUUUCGAAUAGUGGACCCAAUCUUAUUCAAAUAGAAGGCGAGAAGGAAUUUACCAAAACCAAACAACAAUUCAAAUUGCUCUAUGUUAUGGCUAUGGAUAUUCAAAUGUUUGGAGAGAAGGUUAACAAACUGGAAGCUCUCUUGAGCAAGUGGGAACACUUUGAAAACGACACUGAAAAGAUUAGAAAUUCCAUUCAAUCAUGUAUUUCAAAAGCUGAGAAGAAGAGGGAAUUACUGGACAAGUUUAUUCCAAAACUGAGCAAGAAAUUACCUCAGGUCACUAACUGUAAAUUAACCAUUAUGAAACUAACAAAACUUAAAAUACAAUUCGAGAACAUUGACAAGCAAUACCAAAACUUUUUAAAGAAACGCCAAAAGAUUGAAAGACAUCACAAAAAGAAGAGAAGUGAAAGAAUGUUGGAAUUUGACGAGUUAAUGGACCAUGUAUUAUAUCAAACAGGAGCUUCUACCACUCAACAAACUUCCAAGAAAUCUAAAGAGAAAUCUCUUGAAAUUCCUUCACCUACCGUUGCCACAGCAAAAGAAGGUAAGGUGGAUAGAAAUGCCAGAAAGAAGGAGGAACAAGUUAUGAAAAAGAAGCAAUUCAUGCAAGCCAUCAUGGCUGGAGCUAGAGAUUCGGGUGCAACCAAUCCAGAUCACUUGGUGAGAAAGUACGAAGAGAAGCAAAUGGAACUCCAACACAAGAAGGAGCAAGAUCAACAACAAAAGAUUCAAUUCAUUCUCAGUACUGCCGAUGCAGAAACUAUUGAAAUGGAAAAGAAGAUUGCCCUUGAAACAAAGGCAGAGUUGGAAGCUGUGGAAAAGGAUUACGCUGAACUUCAUGAAAUGUACGAACAAAUGAAUUUCCUCAUUAGAGAACAAGGUCAAGGACUCAACAUUAUCGAAAAGAACAUUCAACAGGCCAAUGAAUAUGUCAAGGAGGGAACUGAAUACGUCAAAGCAGCUAGUGCCUGCACCACAACUGGCAUUUUGACAGGUGGCUUUACAAAAGCAGCAGUUCUCAAAAAGUUAAUUUCAUAAUUUAUUACUUGUACAAAUAUCCCAAUAUUAAACCCAAAUUUCUAACCA
Messenger RNA from Naegleria gruberi, 1983 nucleotides. Its product is annotated as C2 domain-containing protein. Gene Ontology annotation, biological process: vesicle-mediated transport. The record is from RefSeq and is a predicted model, not a curated record. The transcript has a single exon. The coding region runs from base 1 to 1935 and encodes 644 amino acids. Lineage: Eukaryota; Heterolobosea; Eutetramitea; Acrasida; Naegleriidae. Gene Ontology annotation, cellular component: membrane.